Molecule: messenger RNA, 2284 nt
Organism: Entelurus aequoreus (snake pipefish)
Lineage: Eukaryota; Metazoa; Chordata; Actinopteri; Syngnathiformes; Syngnathidae
Product: coiled-coil domain-containing protein 28B-like
Exons: 6
Coding region: 630-1268 (212 amino acids)
Source: RefSeq, a predicted model, not a curated record
GGUUUUUGUAAUGGGAAGAAAAUUGGCGUGACGGCGUGUUUUUAGCUGCAAAUGCCCUCUGGGCCCCACUUUGGACAAAGCUGCGUUAGGAACAAUGCAACCGGAAAAUAAUUAAAUGAACUGACCAAUCAGCAUUGAUGUAGUUGAACGCUGAGUAAGCGGUUUUUACCUGGAAGGUACGUAGUCUGAGCCAUAAACAAUUCAUACGGGAGUAAUUUUAUUGUGUAAUUUGCUUUGGCCAGCAAGUGGCUAAUUAUGUAAUAAGUCUAGCUUUGCUCCGUUGCAGUGGCUUUCGAUAACGACUACGGAGGGCCACGAAGUCACCGCAAAAGGUUUCUUUGUACCUGUCAGACAAACACCAGGGUUAUUUAGGCCACUUCAUGGACUGUCCCUUUAAGAGGAUAAAGCCUGCGGCUGCGCAGUGAGCGUCGCUCAGCUCAGCCGCGCUAUAACAUUAUUGACGGGGACGUUGUAACUAAAGACACAAUCAGCGUGUUUGUUAUUUUUUUAUACUUAUAAAUGUAGAAAAUUACAUUGUGAGAAAUGUAAUUCUUCGACCUGUCAAUUCUUCAGUCUGUUUCUGUUUCGAUUUCAAUAUCAGAGCUCCACAGGAAGACGUGACGUCGGUGAUGGAGGACAAGCGCAAGAAGCGCAGCCCCAAGGUGUCCCUCCCGCAGCCCCCUCCUCCGCCCAUCAACCCACGCAAGCUCUCUGCCCUGCCAGCCAGCAAAAGCGCCACCUUCUCUCUCGGCCUGCCGCAGCCGCCGUCCCCGAAAAACCGAGGGAAGUACAAAAGGUCAGUGGGGGCGGCAGGUCAGCCCAAAGAGGUGUUUGCUGGUGUCGUCGCUCCACCGAAGACCGCCAGGACUCAUAAGGAGAAGCCCCGGGCCCCCCAGCCCGCAGGGCCCAGUAAAGUGGUCCAGUCCUCGCCGCUGCAGCACUCCUUCCUUACAGAUGUGUCUGAUGUGAGAGAGAUGGAGGGAGGCCUCCUAAACCUCCUCAACGACUUUCACUCGGGGAAACUGCAGGCGUUUGGUAAGGUGUGUUCCUUCGAGCAGCUGGAGCACGUGCGUGAGAUGCAGGAGAAGUUGGCGCGACUUCACUUCAGCCUGGACAGCCAUGUGGAGGAGCUCUCGGAGGACCAGAGGAAGUGCGCCUCUGACCACAACCUGGAACACCUGCUGUGCAAUUUGGAGGAGCUCAGCACCUCCAUACAAAAGCUCCACUUGGCUGAGAACCAGGAACUGCCCAAGACAUCUGCUCCCUGAUGGAGGACGCAGAAAUCCCUGCAGAACAGGUUGCCAUGGCGAUCCUCCCCACAGCCGCCCUUGUAACACAAUGGACACGUAGGAACAAACCAGUUGAAUGCAUUUCUUCUUCUUCAAUCUAUUUUGCAAUGCAAAAUGAGGAACAGACAUUCAUUUGUUGUAUGAUACAUUUAAAAAUCUCUGCUGAGAUUUUAAAGCAAGAGGACAGUGUCUAGAAUUGUACCUAGAAAUGUGCGGAAUCUUCCAAUUAUUUUUACAAGGAUUUUUUUCUGGAUAUAAAAAAAUGGCAGCUAUUUCCAAAUGUUAUUGAAUUGCAUCUGUGAGAUCAUGUUCAAUAUGAAAUGUGUUCCUAGACAAUACUUUGAAGUUAGUACUGGCAGAGGAAUCUCGCUUUAUAAACAUAACUGGGAUUUAAAAAACAGAACUACAAGGCAAUAUUUAACAUAUUGUGUUACUGUUGUCUAUGGCGACGGAUUUUACUGUACAUGUGACAAAUAAAGAUCACUCUUCCAAUACUAGAGCUGUAUUAGAAAUUCACAAUCAAAUAUAAUGAAUAGCAUGUUUAUAUAAUGAUAUAUAUACAUACUCAAUGUCUUUGCUUCGGCGUUAUAUAAUGUUCCCGCUGAUUCUGAAUUUUCUACUUAGGAAUUGAUUCCUAUACUAUUGCAAUUAAAUUUUUUUUUAUGCUAACAUUUAUUCCUUUUCCUAACCGUCAUAAAGCAGUGCUAUCCAACUGACGGCCCGGGGGCCAAAUCCAGCUCGUAUAUGACACCACACCGGCCCCUGAGUUCUGUUCAAAAUUUGGGAGAUGAACAUUUUUACAGAUAAUUCCUAAAAACAUUAGUGUUGCUGUUAAAUAGAGAAACUUGGACCACUGCAAACACAUUGGCAGAUCCCUGCAUUGACAUUUUAACCUUACGAGCCAACAUAGAACACUGGGGGCCAAACUUAUGAUUUAAAUAACUGAGGCGUUCCUCAAGGCACUCCUUAAAGUCCUCCCCCUUUUGGCAGUUAAU